Molecule: messenger RNA, 3078 nt
Organism: Arabidopsis lyrata subsp. lyrata
Lineage: Eukaryota; Viridiplantae; Streptophyta; Magnoliopsida; Brassicales; Brassicaceae
Product: pantothenate kinase 2
Exons: 22
Coding region: 206-2914 (902 amino acids)
Biological process (GO): coenzyme A biosynthetic process
Cellular component (GO): cytosol; nucleus
Molecular function (GO): pantothenate kinase activity; ATP binding
Source: RefSeq, a predicted model, not a curated record
UCGUAUUAGCAAAAAACUCGAACAGUUAACUUCUUUAACCUGAAAAGUCUUAUCAUCAGUUCGUGUCUUUUUUCUUUGGGUUUUGUUUAGGAAACUGAACAUGUCUUAAACUCUGCAGGAAGGGUUUUGUGGUGUUUGGGAGAAUUAGGCAGUUGUUGGUGAUCCGAUUUUUCUGGGUUGGGUUUUUUUAUUUAAUUAUAUAAAAAUGGCGGGUCAAGAGGACGAGCAUGAUCCAAUUCUUGACGAUAAAAAAGAAGCUGAAGCAAAAUCUGAGGUUUGUGUUGGUGGUGGUGAGAGAGAUAUGGCUCCUUCUACUUCUGGAACUUCGAUCCACAGAUCAGGCUCUAGACCUCAGCUUGAUCUGAGCAAAGCUGAAAUUCAGGGGAAUCUCGAGGAGAGAGAUCCCACCAUUUUGUUGCCUAAUCAGUCUGAUGAUAUCUCUCAUUUGGCUCUUGAUAUCGGAGGUUCUUUGAUAAAGUUGUUGUAUUUUUCACGACAUGAGGACUACUCCAAUGAUGGUGAUAAGCGGAAGAGGACGAUCAAGGAGAGAUUGGGUAUUACCAAUGGCAACUUGAGAAGCUAUCCUGUUCUUGGUGGCAGACUUCAUUUUGUCAAGUUUGAGACUCACAAAAUUAAUGAGUGCUUGGAUUUUAUUCAUUCCAAGCAGCUUCAUCGCCGAGAUCCUUAUCCUUGGAGUUCAAAAACCUUGCCUUUGGGGACUGGUGUUAUCAAGGUCACAGGUGGCGGGGCCUAUAAAUUUGCAGACUUGUUCAAGGAACGGCUGGGCGUUAGUAUUGAGAAAGAAGAUGAAAUGCAUUGCCUUGUUUCUGGAGCAAAUUUUUUGCUCAAAGCUAUUCGACAUGAAGCCUUCACGCACAUGGAGGGUGAGAAAGAAUUUGUACAGAUAGAUCCCAAUGACUUGUAUCCCUAUCUUCUUGUGAACGUUGGAUCUGGUGUUAGCAUAAUCAAGGUUGAUGGUGAAGGAAAGUUUGAACGUGUGAGUGGGACUAAUGUUGGCGGUGGUACCUAUUGGGGCUUAGGAAGACUUCUAACAAAGUGCAAGAGUUUUGAUGAAUUGCUAGAACUCAGCCAAAAGGGAGAUAAUAGUGCCAUUGACAUGCUCGUUGGUGAUAUUUAUGGUGGCAUGGAUUAUUCCAAGAUUGGUCUGUCUGCUUCAACAAUAGCUUCUAGUUUUGGCAAGGCCAUAUCUGAAAAUAAGGAACUGGAUGAUUACAGACCUGAAGAUAUUUCCUUGUCUCUGUUGCGGAUGAUUUCGUACAAUAUUGGGCAGAUAUCAUACUUGAAUGCCCUUCGCUUUGGGUUGAAGCGAAUAUUUUUUGGAGGAUUUUUCAUAAGGGGUCACGCAUAUACCAUGGACACAAUUUCCUUUGCUGUACAUUUCUGGUCGAAAGGAGAGAUGCAAGCUAUGUUCUUGAGGCAUGAAGGUUUUCUGGGUGCUCUUGGUGCCUUCAUGAGCUAUGAGAAGCACGGAUUGGAUGAUUUAAUGUCCCAUCAGUUGGUUGAGAGGUUCCCAAUGGGUGCACCAUAUACUGGAGGAAAUAUUCACGGACCACCGCUCGGUGAUUUGAACGAGAAGAUUUCGUGGAUGGAGAAGUUUGUGCGUAGAGGAACUGAAAUAACUGCUCCUGUACCGAUGACUCCAUCAAAAACGACUGGGCUUGGAGGGUUUGAAGUUCCCUCAUCCAGAGGUAGUGCUCUAAGAUCUGACGCCAGUGCUUUAAAUGUUGGUGUUCUCCAUUUUGUGCCCACACUGGAGGUGUUUCCAUUACUGGCUGAUCCAAAGACGUAUGAGCCUAACACGAUUGAUCUAUCAGAUCAAGGCGAACGAGAGUACUGGCUCAAAGUUUUGUCCGAGCAUUUGCCAGACCUCGUUGAUACGGCUGUGGCAAGUGAAGGAGGAACUGAGGAUGCGAAAAGGCGGGGUGAUGCUUUUGCUCGUGCCUUUUCUGCUCAUUUGGCAAGAUUAAUGGAGGAGCCAGCUGCAUAUGGAAAGCUAGGGCUAGCAAAUCUUUUGGAACUUAGGGAAGAAUGCUUAAGGGAAUUCCAGUUUGUUGAUGCCUAUAGAAGCAUCAAGCAAAGGGAGAACGAGGCAUCACUUGCUGUUUUACCUGAUUUACUUGAAGAGCUUGAUUCGAUGAGCGAGGAGGCAAGGUUGCUUACACUUAUAGAAGGUGUUCUUGCAGCUAACAUAUUCGACUGGGGAUCUCGAGCAUGUGUGGAUCUAUAUCACAAAGGAACCAUUAUUGAAAUAUACAGAAUGAGCCGCAACAAGAUGCAGAGACCGUGGAGGGUAGAUGAUUUUGAUGCUUUUAAAGAAAGAAUGCUUGGAUCUGGAGGUAAGCAGCCUCAUCGACAUAAAAGAGCAUUACUUUUUGUUGAUAACUCGGGCGCAGACGUCAUUCUUGGGAUGCUUCCUCUUGCCCGAGAGUUUCUCCGCCGUGGGACUGAAGUUGUUCUAGUGGCGAACUCUCUUCCUGCUCUUAACGACGUGACCGCUAUGGAACUCCCUGAUAUAGUCGCUGGGGCUGCUAAGCACUGUGACAUCUUGAGGAGAGCGGCAGAAAUGGGAGGCUUACUUGUGGAUGCGAUGGUAAAUCCGGGGGAUGGAUCAAAGAAGGAUUCAACGUCAGCACCAUUGAUGGUUGUUGAAAAUGGAUGUGGAAGUCCUUGCAUUGACCUCAGACAAGUCAGCUCUGAGCUUGCAGCCGCUGCCAAAGACGCUGAUCUUGUUGUCUUGGAAGGUAUGGGUAGAGCACUUCACACCAACUUCAACGCUCAAUUCCAAUGCGAGGCUCUCAAGCUAGCAAUGGUGAAAAAUCAGAGAUUGGCUGAGAAGUUGAUAAAAGGAAACAUUUAUGAUUGUGUAUGCAGAUACGAGCCUCCCUCUCUUUAACAAUGUAAUGUUAAGUUUCUUCAACCUUUAGACUACUUUGCCUCAAUAGCUUAUUGGCUCACUGUUGUAUACAGAUUAAGCAUUCGGCAUAUGUAUUUUUUUUAUUUAGACUAAACUUUUACUGUAUAAAAUUGUAUUUGAAUAAAUCAAAAUCGCUUGCUAAA